Thunnus maccoyii (southern bluefin tuna) is the source of this 1062-nucleotide messenger RNA. Its product is annotated as C-type lectin domain family 4 member M-like. Lineage: Eukaryota; Metazoa; Chordata; Actinopteri; Scombriformes; Scombridae. The record is from RefSeq and is a predicted model, not a curated record. The transcript has 4 exons. Bases 1 to 756 code for a protein of 251 amino acids.
AUGGAAGGUUCAAACCACACCUAUCAGUACCUUUUGGAGGUCAUCAUAGACAAUGAAAACUUGAAGAGGCACAACAGCAGUCUGACAGUACAGAUGAACAAUCUGACUGAAGCCUACACUGUAUUAUCAAGCAACAUCACAAAUGUGAGCAGAGAAAACCAGCAGCUGAAGGCAGAAAACCAGUGGCUGAAGGCAGAAAACCAGCGGCUGAAGGCAGAAAACCAGCGGCUGAAGGCAGAAAACCAAAGUACUAUUAUUCCUACACCAAUCUUGACUGUGACACCACAAAACUGGACAACACUUACAACAGGACAGUGGAAUCAAUUUCAGUGGACUUUAAAUGGCUUCUACACCAGAAAAAAGAGAAAUUGUGAACCUUGUCAGACGGGCUGGUUUCACUUCCAGGCCAGCUGCUAUGCGAUUGGUAACCAGAGCACCUGGGAAGAAGCUCGAGAUGACUGCAGAAGCAAGAAGGCAGAUUUGGUUGUUAUAGAAAGUCCAGAUGAACAGGAAUUCAUCAGUAACAUCACUCGGGCAGGUCUGGGGACCAGUGGCUACUGGAUUGGCCUCAGAGCUGAAGCUGGCAGCUGGCAGUGGGUUAAUGGAAGUGAUCUGACUGAAGAUUUCUGGAUGCAACAACCUGCUGAUGGCCAUCAAUGUGUGAUUUCUGUCCAAGAGAGCAAUGGAUUGAAAGCUGUGAGCUGUGAUGUCAAGAAUGGAUGGAUCUGUGAGAAGAAAGCUUUGUCUAAGUUCUGAAUUGUUACUGGGUAGUCUGUACUGAUUUUUAUUACAUGUAUGGUAGUGUCAGCUGGCUUUACAGAUAUCAAAGAUUAGAUACAAAGAUAUUGGGCAUCUUGCAACAGCUCGUAUGAACAGAUUUGUCGCAAGUGAUUUGAAAGAAUUUGUGGCAUUCACCAAUUUUCUUGAACUUCACUCUGAGGUUUGAACUGAAUUCACGAGUGGUCCACUUAUGAUUUAGGAUAAGGAUAUGAAAAUGUCCUAACAUGAGGCCCAUUGACUUUGGAAUUUGCAGUUUUCUUUUCACCCAAUUUACAAUGCAAC